AUGAAAGGACUGUUGCUGCUAUUAUUAAGCUGUUUAAUAUUAUUUGUUACACAAGCUAAAACGAGUGUUUAUGAUGGCUACAAAGUGUAUGAGCUGCAAGGAAGCGAGCGUAGCUUUGAUGUGAGCCAACUGCUGAAGCAACUGUCGCUAAAUGAAAGUUACUAUGAGCAAUAUGCGUCCAACGUGGUGCUAGUGCAUCCUCAAGCUCAGCAGGAGCUGCAGCAGCUGUUGGCUAAGCACAAGCGAAGCUACAAGUUGCUUUGCGAGAAUGUGGGUGAAUCCUUGGAACGACAAUACAAGCACCUUCAUUUGCUGCGUCAUCAAUAUCCUUUUGAAGAAAAACUAAGCACGGAACGCUAUUAUUCCCACGCGGAGAUAAAUCUUUAUAUUGAGCAACUAGCAGAAAAAUAUCCGCAGCGUGUGUACGUUAAAAAAGUGGGCAAAAGCUACGAGUGACGCUGGUUAAAGACCAUUACUAUAACCAAUGGCGAUGGCCGUGCCAAUAAGAAUGUCAUACUAGUCGAUGGUGGUUUCCAUGCGCGCGAAUGGAUUUCGCCAGCAACUGCAGUUUAUAUAAUUGGACAGCUGGUGGAGCAGUUUGAUACGCAUGCUGCGCUACUUUUGGAUUAUGAUUGGGUUAUUCUGCCUGUGGUGAAUGCCGAUGGUUAUGAGUAUACGCAGAGCUCGCAGGAUGCGCGCAUGUGGCGCAAGACGCGUCAGCCCAGCAGCGAACUUUGCAUUGGCACUGAUCCGAAUCGUAAUUUUGGUUAUCAUUGGAAUGAAACAGGCGCCUCCGCAGAUCCUUGCUCCAAUACCUAUGCAGGUCCCAAGGCAUUUUCGGAGCCCGAAGCUAUGGUGGUGCGCGAUCUAAUACAUACUUAUGGUAUAUCAAAGCGUGGCAAAAUGUAUCUUACCUUGCAUUCCCAUGGACAGUAUCUGCUUUAUCCUUGGGGCUACAUAGAGUAAGUCUUUGCUAUUGUAUGCCAACAA
Molecule: messenger RNA, 990 nt
Organism: Drosophila busckii
Lineage: Eukaryota; Metazoa; Arthropoda; Insecta; Diptera; Drosophilidae
Product: carboxypeptidase B-like
Exons: 2
Biological process (GO): proteolysis
Molecular function (GO): metallocarboxypeptidase activity; zinc ion binding
Source: RefSeq, a predicted model, not a curated record